CUAAGUCAGAAGAAUUAGGCCUAGUGUGACUUUGCAGAGUGCUUGUAUUCAUCUAUUUUUAUACGUUGAGAGAGCACUGCCUAAUCAACAACGAUGGAUUACUACAUUAGAAAGACCUUCGAAGUUGAGCAAAGGGACAGGGAUCCUACGGAAAAUGAUUACUUAAAGAAAUUGAAAAAUAUUCUCUCAGCUCCGCCCACAUUUGGCGUACCUCCUGAACCAUCUAUUGUUGUUGGUAACGUGUUUCUUGGUUCACUGGCUGAUGCGGAGAAUAUACCAAUGAUGAAAGCUUAUAGAAUGGAAAGAAUAAUCAUAUGCGAAAACGUCUCGCCAAUACGAAGAAGACGAAUUGAUGAUAUGUUUAAACCAGUUGAUAUUGAAUAUAAUAUUAUUCCGAUUGAAGACGAUGAGGAGUUCAUGGUACGGCAUUAUUUCGAAAUGGCUCACCGUUUUAUCAACGAAGCCAGAACAUUGGGUCAUAGGGUACUAAUAGCAUGCCCUGGAGUGAGUCGAUCCGGAGUUUUAGCCUUGUCCUACUUAAUAUCACAAGGUUUCACCCUAUUUGAAGCGACUAGAUCGCUGAAGGACAAACGUCGAUUACUUUUAUGUAACGAAGGCUUUAUGAAGCAAUUAGUUUCAUACGCUAGGGAAAAAUGUAGAUUGGAUAAUCUGGAGGGAAUAUCGGCUCCAGAAUACGGCAGACCCAUUGAUUUAUACCGAAUAAGAUCCGCCCAUCUGCCAGCAUUUUUAUAAUAAUAGUAAUGAAUUAUUAGCAGAGAUAUGACCUACUCUUGACCUUUCUUCCUAAAACGCACAAGAAACGUCUACCUAUUUCCUUCGUUAGACUAUAGAAUUCAAAAGGCUGUUUUAAGUCUACAUAUGUUCUUAGAAGUAUUCUAUCUAAGCGUAAUUGUUUGUAGAACAAUGUUUUUAUAGAAUAAACUUUCCCUUUUUCCAAAAACAACUUCCAAAACAAUUUUUGUGGCCUACGAGCAAACGAAGGUGGCGCCUUUGAUGUUU
Dimorphilus gyrociliatus is the source of this 1020-nucleotide messenger RNA. The record is from the annotation of a GenBank genome assembly. NCBI's taxonomy places the organism in Eukaryota, Metazoa, Annelida, Polychaeta, Dinophilidae.